Funneliformis mosseae is the source of this 141-nucleotide messenger RNA. The record is from the annotation of a GenBank genome assembly. NCBI's taxonomy places the organism in Eukaryota, Fungi, Glomeromycota, Glomeromycetes, Glomerales, Glomeraceae.
GAUAUAAAAGAUGAGCCAAUCUUAGAAAUAUUAAAAACUGUUGAAACAAGAUGGCUCUCCUUAUCAAAUGUAAUAGGAAAUCUAUACAAAAUGAUGGAAUCGGUUUUAGCUUCAUUAAAUGAAGAUUCAUUAGAAGUAUAG